Molecule: messenger RNA, 627 nt
Organism: Lottia gigantea (owl limpet)
Lineage: Eukaryota; Metazoa; Mollusca; Gastropoda; Lottiidae
Exons: 5
Molecular function (GO): kinase activity
Source: RefSeq, a predicted model, not a curated record
GGAAAACCAAAGAAUUUAUUGGUUGUCAUAAACCCAAUAGGAGGUACUGGAAGAGCUAGACAAACAUAUGAUAAAAAAGUAGCACCAUUGUUUAAACUAGCUGGCAUUGUUGUGGAUAUUAAAGUAACAGAAAGAUCAAAUCAUGGGUAUGAAAUAGGAAAAUCUGUAGAUGAAAGUAAAUGUGAUGGUAUAGUUGUGGUAUCUGGUGAUGGGUUAUAUCAUGAGGUAUUAAAUGGGUUGAUAAUUAAAACCCAGGAAGAGAAUAAUGUAGACUAUAAUGAUGUUAAUAGUCAAUUGGUAUCACCUACCUUACCAAUUGGUGUAAUACCUGCAGGUACAGGUAAUGGUGUGGCAGGUCUGACUUGUGGUGUUAUAGAUGUAGAAACCUCAGCUCUACAUAUAAUUAAAGGGGAACAUCAUAAAGCAUGUGUUAUAGAUAUAAAUGUAAAAGAUAAACAUGUAAUAUAUGGUGGGUUAUUGAUGGGUUAUGGUUUCUUCUCUGAUUUAAUCAAGAAGGCAGAAAGUAGAAGAUGGAUGAAGAUUAUGAGAUAUCCCGGUAUAUUUUCUUAUUUAUUUAUUAAUAAAAAUAAUAAUUACUUCUUCUUGGAUGAUAAAAUUGUACUAUAG